Messenger RNA from Aspergillus niger, 2061 nucleotides. RefSeq lists its product as uncharacterized. The record is from RefSeq and is a predicted model, not a curated record. Gene Ontology annotation, biological process: cell division. The transcript is spliced from 5 exons. Lineage: Eukaryota; Fungi; Ascomycota; Eurotiomycetes; Eurotiales; Aspergillaceae. The coding region runs from base 1 to 2061 and encodes 686 amino acids. Gene Ontology annotation, molecular function: protein binding.
AUGGAGAAGUUUCUGCGCUCCUGGCGUCAGGAUGCGCUGAACCGGGGCCAGCAUGAUGCGGCCAUCUACAUUGGCGAUAAAGUGCUUGCGCUAACCAACAGCGACUCUGAUGCCUUUUGGCUCGCACAAGUACAUUUUUCGAACAACAACUACGCCCGUGCCUUGGCCCUCCUGUCACGAAAAGACCUGAUCUCCAGAAGUACGGCUUGUCGCUAUCUGGCCGCACACUGCCACAUCAAACAGAAUCAGUUCGAUCAGGCACUUUCAGUCCUGGGCGAUCAUAAUCCUACGCAUCUUAUACGCAGCAGCAAUAGUCGCCGCAAAAUCCAACACCUUAACGGUCAAAGCCAUGUUACCUUGCGGAACGGAAAGACGACAGCGUCGCGCAUCGAUCGGGGCGAAGAGCGAGAGCGGGAGGAUGCAAAUAACGUUCGGUUUGAGGCGGCGAUGUGUUACUUACGGGGACUCUGCUUUGCGAAACAAAAUGCGUUUGACCGUGCUCGCGACUGCUACAAGGACGCCGUACGCAUUGACGUGCAGUGCUUCGAGGCUUUUGACCAGCUUAUGAAGAACUCCCUCAUGUCUCCGGCAGAGGAGCUGGAAUUCCUCGAGUCCCUUGAUUUCGACUCUGUGUCGAGUCCCGACCAGUCAGUCGCGCAGGAGGCCGCCCACUUUACGAAGAUGCUUUACACCACCCGAUUGUCGAAAUAUUCAUCGCCUACGAUCCUCUCAGACGCUACCGAAACCCUAUCAACUCACUACAACCUAGCGGAGAAUCCGGAUAUUCUGCUUUCUCGCGCUGAAGCUCUAUAUACGCAAUGCCGAUUUGCUGAAGCUUUGGAACUGACUUCCCACCUGGGACAUCCGCCUGCCGUGUACCCCUUGCAUUUGGCUUGCUUAUAUGAGACGGGUGCCACGAACGCCCUGUUCCUUCUGUCCCAUACGCUUGCCGAUCAUGCUCCCGAAGAGUCUUAUACAUAUCUCGCAAUUGGUGUUUAUUACUUGUCCGUCUCUAAGAUCGCUGAAGCUCGACGCUAUUUCUCCAAAGCGUCUCUUUUGGACCCGCAUUCUGCGCCAGCAUGGAUUGGCUUCGCUCAUACCUUUGCUGCCGAAGGAGAGCACGAUCAAGCCAUUGCGGCGUAUAGCACUGCAGCUCGGCUUUUCCAGGGCAGUCAUUUACCGCAGCUCUUCCUGGGAAUGCAACAUCUUGCGCUAAACAACAUGUCCUUGGCCCAUGAGUACCUGGCCAAUCCGUCGGAACUCACCUCUUUGGGUGGUGACCCGCUCGUACUCAACGAGCUGGGUGUAGUUUUGUACCAUCAGAAUCACCUCGAGGGCGCCGUCGAGCUGUUCCGUCAGUCCCUCACGCUGGCCACAUCCCUUCAAUGUGAACCUGGGGCCUGGGUUGCCACGCGAGCUAAUCUCGGGCAUGCCCUGCGACGUAUCGGUCAAUUCCAAGAGUCACUGGCCGAGUUCGACGAGUGUCUUCGCAUUGGGUUGAUUGGAUCCCUGCACACUGCUCGCGGCCUGGUGCUGUUGGAGCUGAACCGCACCAUGGAAGCCGUUACAGCCCUGCAUGAGGCAGUACGUGUCUUGGGAGCGAGUGGUGGUGGUGAUGCAGCUGGUGGUGCCGGCAUUGCUGGCACGCUCUUAUCGCGAGCACUGGAAAUCUGGGCAUUAGAAGGCCAGGUGGAGCCGGUGGUGUUAGAGGAUGCACGGAUCACCACAAGCCGCAGCUCGACACGGUCUUCCAAGGGAAAGGGGAAAGUAUCUCGACGACGUGGGACUGUGGACGAAGCAUACGCCGAGGAGUGGACCGAUGAGGUUGCUCACGUCGACAGCCAAACCACGGUCACAGAGGAGACAGCUGGAGACAAGGUGGAGAUGGAGCUUGAUGAUGAGGCUGAUGGACUCCUCCGACAUGCUAUGAGCCGUGUACGCGGCGGACGAAGCAAGCGACAGCCAGGCCUAAGUCGGGACAUGGAAAUGAACGACACGCCAGGCCCGGCGGGAGGGCGCAGCCGAGGGUCGCGGAUGCGAAGCAACGCUAGACAUAGUUGA